AUCAGCGAUCUCUGGGGUGAACAUGGCGGAGACCGUCCGCUCGCUCUUCGACUACAGGGAGACACACAGCCUGGACAGCAACGGAGAAGGCGUCAAACCGGCACCGCCGUUGCGAGGGCGCGGCUGUGGGAGGAAAAGGAAAGGGACGCCCGUGAAAGUCUUUGUCACACACAUUGAGGAAGAGAGCGUGCCUGAACACAGCUUCAGCCCAGGUGAUCGUAAAGAAGUAGCAGAGAAUAAGCAGUCCAUGCUGGACGGGCCUUUCUACAACACGGAGCCCGCUCCCCACUACUGCGGCCCAGUGGCGCAGGCUCAUGACAAAGUCCCAGCUGGAUACAAGACCAGCUCCGCCUCGGCCUCCACGCCGGCCCCAGCUCCCGCUGCUUCCUCGGCCUUGACCCCAACGCCGCUGCCCGCUCCUGCACCGGCGGCCUCGGCCCGGGCCCCGUCUCUGACCCCCGCAUCGACGGCUCCGGCCCCGACGGCCGGCUCGUUCCUGCCGUCCCCGAACUGCCGCAUCCGGGAGGUCCACUGUGGAAGCCAGGUGCGGCUGGUCGUCAUCGCCAUCCGCGACAUCACCAAGGGGGAGGAGAUCACCGUGGACUACAGCCUGACCGAGUGGGGAGACAACUUGGGUUUCCGUGGGACCAUGUCUCCAGGGCAGCACGAGUGUAAUUCCGACACAGAGAACAACAACAACAAUGUCAAAAAGGAGGAAGAGCCUCUCUCUCUGACAUCCCAGCAGCAACAGCAGCAGCAGGAAUACGUCACCCCCUCAUGGUCCCUCUCCCCCUCCUCCUCCCCCAUCUCCCACUCUGACGCCAGUGACUCAGACGCUGGAGACGAAGACAACGGCAGCCCCCGGGGGCGAGCGCAACGCCGGCGCAAGAAACGGCGCGGCGCUCAUUCAAAGAAGACCCCCUACCGGACCCCGCCGCUGGUCACCCCCACAGGCAUUCCUCUUCACAACUGUCCGCUCCCUUUAUCCCACCCUGCAGCGAAGUCCUCCCCUCCCUGCUCCUCCUCUUCCUCCUCCUCAUCCUCCUCUUCAGCUAAGUCUGUGUUCAAAGCCCCGGCUCCGCUGGGCUCCAACACCACAGGCAACGUCGGCUUAAACAUCCCCAGAGGGGCGGUGUCCAUAGACUCCAUGCGCCAAACCUGUGAGCACUGUGGACGCCACUUCCGCUCCCUGGGUCGCCACUUGGAUAAGCACCACGCCCACCAGCCGAACGUGUGCUCCGCCCUGGUGGAGAGCUACACGCAGAUGCCCCGCCUGCACGCGCACAGCCCAACCCUUGCCACCGCUCACGCUCUCACUCUCACUCUGCAGCACUCUUUGGCGUCGCAGGCCGCGGGACAGGGCCCCGGUUCAGACCUCACACAGCUCGGUGUCCAGGACCUCUCCAUGGCCCCGCCCAAUCUCACAGCAGCCAACCAAUCCCCCGCCUCCGCUGGAAGAAACCCCACCCUGCCGGGCCUGACUCCCCCUCGAGGACAGAACGCAGUACCGGUGUCGGUCCUGAAGCGAAGCCCGCCACCUGUGUGCGCGGCGCAGUCGAGGAGGCUAAAGACAGAAAGGCCGGGGGAGGAGGAGGACGAGGAGGACGAAGACGACGUGGAGGUCGUGGAGGUGAAGAGGCCCAAAGAAGAGGAGGAGGAUGUUGAAGUGGUGUGCCCUCAACUCUUCAGCAACAUGUUGGCCAAAGAAAUGGAGCUGCCAAAAAUGGAGGAAAAUGAGGAGGAAGAGGAGGAAGAGGACGAGGAGAAUGGAGUGAUGGAGGUGGAAGAUGAAAGUGGGGCAGAGGAUAAGGAAAAGGACUUGCUGAGCGGCUCGGGGCGUCACCACAUGCUGCCCCUCCUCUCGUCCUUGUCCUCUCUGGUGCUGUACCUCCGGCGGCUGCAGCACUCGGCCUUCCUGUCGCUGUCCCGGCAGCUCCAAUCGGCCGAGGCCUGGCGCCUCCUCUGCCACUCCAGCCUGGCGCUCCUCAUCCUGUACAACCGGCGGCGCGAGUGCGAGGUCUCCAAGCUGUCCAUCACCGAGUAUCGCGCUCGCCUCACCCCCCAGUGCCCCGUUCCCGCCCCGCCCGGCGCCCCGCCGGCCCUCACUCCACUGGAGGCCUCCCUGUCCCCGUUUGAGCGCCUGGUGCUCCCCCACCUCCCCAGAGUGGGGGUCCAGGGCAAGCGUGGCCGCGUGCAGCCCCUCAUCCUGCCCCCUCACUGCGAGCCCUGCCUGGAGCUGCUCCUGGAGACGCGGCAGGACGUGGGGGUGGACCCGGCCAACCCGUACGUCUUCGCCAGGCCCUACCACUCCCCCGCCACGCCACUGCGAGGCACUGACCUCCUGCGCAGCCUGGCCCGCUCGAGCGGCACACGCAACCCCCGCGCCCUGACCCAGACCCGGGUUCGCCGGCAGGUGGCCAUACUGACCCAGCUGCUGCUGCUGGGAGAAGGGGAGGAGCCUGGGCAGCCCGGGGGCAGCGCGGUGGAGAGGCUGGAGCACUUCCUGGAGAGGGAGUACCACGUGACGCAGAACUGCGCCGGUAUUGGCCAAGACCCGGGCCUGAUGGGCCGGGUGGGCCGAGUGGUGCUCUGCGGGGAGAGAGACGGAGUUCUGUUCAGAGGAAUGAGCCUGAACCACAUCUGCCUGGAACUGGAUGUGAUGUCGGGAAACUCUGCUGACUCCUACUCCGAGGGAGAGUCCGACGGGGAGCAGGCCAAGGAGAAGACGGAGGCGCCCGCCCCUGCUCCGGCUCCGGCUCCGGCUCCGGCUCCGGCCCCCACACCCACCCUGCUGUAUGUCCGGAAAGGCAAGAACAACGGGCGGGUGGGGCGACCCAAGAAGCUCAAGAACGCGCAGCUAGCCGCACAGCCUCCGGCUCAGGCUCCGACUGGGAACCGCAGGAGAGGCUCCGGUCAGCCCAAAUCAGGAAAGCGCGGCGUCCUGAAGCGGCCCUGGUCGGAGGCGGAGCGUACGGCGGUGGAGGAGCACCUGAACCAGAACAUCGCUGAGCUCCGCGUUCCCGCCAAGGCCGACUGCGAGCGCUGCCUGCAGCAGUGCCCCCUGCUGGUCACCAACCACCGCGACUGGAGAGCCAUCAAGUUCUACUGCCACAAUCGCAUCCAGCUGCUGAAGAAGAACCAGCGGCGGGAAAAUGAGCCCAUGCCGCUCAUCGUCUGCUGAAGAGGGGGUGUGUGUGUGUGUGUGUGUGUGGGGUGGGGGGUGCAGGUGAUCAGAGCAGAUUCUCAAAUGGUACCCAGCUGCCCAGGAAAUUCACUAGCUCUGAGUUAAUGGUCCUACAUUUCAGUUUAUUUUCUAAUUUCGACACCUGAUGGUCAGUUUUGUUUUGAGCCGAACAACAACAACAAUAACAACAGAAACCUGAACGAUUUUUUUUGCUGCUCUACUUUAAAGGUCUUAAAGAAAAUGACACUAGAGUGCUGACGGGGCUCCUGGUCCGAGGGGGUCACAGUGCAAUUCUUGUCAAAAGCAGCGCAGCUGGACGUGUCUUCAGAGACCACGCCCCCGGCCGCAGCCUCUCUGGUGUUGUAUAUGGACUUCUCUCCUUCCGAUAGGGAUACACUAAAAUGUGCACGAGGGGGCGUUUGAGCCCUCCGGUGAUGUUGAACGUGGUGAAGUAGCGUCAGUGUUUUAUGCACUUGGAGACUUCCAUAGGACACACUUUCCUUUCUAGUGGCUGUAUAAUUAGAGUAGGCCGAACUACUUUUAACCUAGAAGAAUAACCAGAUCUUUCACGCAAGCUAGUUCGUCUUUUUCAUACUGCUGACUGUGCAAUUCUGACAACGGUUUUGCUGUAUAUUCAGACCAUCAUAUGUAACCGUACGGUACUGGGUGAGGACUUUUGUUUAAAGUGGAGCACCAGAUUACGAUGGAGAGUUUAUUUGACUUUUUCUUGACAAACUCCAGAGCGGGUUCCACGAGACGGACGAUGAAAAGGUUGCAGAAUGUAGUGAAGUUCCUCACAGAUGCCGAAGAUGUUUAGUUAAGACACAGAAACAUGAGAACUGUUCCGGAAACGCCGUUGGACCCGAGAAGUCAACAGCUUGGGUCGUGUUUCCUUUUGUUGUUUUUCCUGCCUGUUGCACAUUUGUUAUUCAAAGCAGUAAAAAAAGAAGAUAAAAAAGAAGUGCUGGAGGCCAAUGAGCAGGAUAUCACUUUAUUUGUGGAGAGGAGACUUCCCUUGGUUGUGUUUCAAAGUUUCUUAAAAAGUGGGCAUUAAUCAGAGACGUGAUGGUUCCGUUUGUUGCCACGUUCGUUGUGCGCGUCUUUCCCCCGUUGGCCUCCUGAACGACACGCAGCUCCACCGGACGAGAACCUCGAUGAAACCUCAAGACGGAUUACUUGAAGUUAUUUAAAUCUUUUUUGCUAAAUCUUUAUGUUCUCUCUUGCUCUAGCAGUGCCAGUUGCAUUGUACAUAACAAAUAUAUUAUCAAUAUGGCUAACUGGUUGUUUGUGCUAGACUAAAUGUAGCCUUGAUUUUUUUUCUCCAUUUCUGAGCUGUUGCUAUCUGUAUAUAAGCCUGUUUGUAAAUACUCAUCAGAGAAACAAAGAAAAAACACAAUGUACGACAUGCCUUGGUUAUGUUUUUUCUUUUUUUUUAUAAGUCUUAUAAAAAUGUAAAGCUCCA
Pseudoliparis swirei is the source of this 4646-nucleotide messenger RNA. RefSeq lists its product as uncharacterized. Gene Ontology annotation, molecular function: protein binding. The record is from RefSeq and is a predicted model, not a curated record. The transcript is spliced from 9 exons. Lineage: Eukaryota; Metazoa; Chordata; Actinopteri; Perciformes; Liparidae. Bases 23 to 3181 code for a protein of 1052 amino acids.